This is a messenger RNA of Asterias rubens (European starfish), 396 nucleotides long. RefSeq lists its product as uncharacterized. The coding region runs from base 1 to 396 and encodes 131 amino acids. The record is from RefSeq and is a predicted model, not a curated record. The transcript has a single exon. NCBI's taxonomy places the organism in Eukaryota, Metazoa, Echinodermata, Asteroidea, Forcipulatida, Asteriidae.
AUGACCACUGAAGAAAAGCUAAAAUCACUCCUGAAUGAAUAUCAAAAUCUCUUCAGUGAAAGAAUUGGCGAGCUUAAAGAGAUAAGAGGAAAACUUAAGUUAAAGAAAAGUGCACAACCUGUGUUCAUGAAAGCGAGACAAGUGCCAUACGCCAUUCGACCGAAAGUUGAAGCUGAACUAAAGAAACUUCAGCAACAGAAGAUAAUAGAACCUGUGAAGAAUAGUGAGUGGGCAACCCCGAUAGUUCCUGUGCCUAAACCGAAUGAUGGUGUCCGUAUCUGUGGUGACUUCAAGGUAACAGUGAACCCAAAUAUAAUCAUUGAUCACUACCCCUUGCCGAGAGUAGAAGAUGUAUUUGCAACAUUUUCGGGAGGAGCAGAGAUACAGCAAAUUUGA